AUGGCGCUUCUCCGAUCUAUAUUCUUACGCGUGACCUUGGCACUUGCUUUUGGUGUUGCAAAUGGCACAUCUCAGGGCAUCGCAACGGAGGUUUGCCAGAAGAUAGCCGAAGUUGUGUCCUCGGCAAGCGAGGUGGUCUACCCGACCCAGUCGGCACGCUUCAGCAGCGACAUUGAGCACUGGUUCCGAUCUUCAACUGAAAGCCCUGCCUGCGUGGUUGAGGUGGGCUCCCCCCAGGACGUCUCGCUGGUUCUCCAGAUUGUUGGGGCAUCGCGGACGCCUUUUGCUGUCUAUUCCGGGGGGCACUCGUGCAACGUCGGGUUCUCCAGCACUCAAGGUGUCCACAUCUCCCUGGUGCGGUUCAACCAGGUGCAACUGUCCGAUGAUGGGACGCUUGUUACUAUCGGUUUCGGUCUGCAUUGGACCGAUGUCUACCAAGCAUUGGCGAACUCGGGAGUCAAUGUUGUCGGUGGAAGGGCUCCAGGGCCCGGCGUGGGCGGCUUCUCCCUGGGUGGGGGAUAUUCCUGGAAAACAAAUCAACCUGGCUUGACAUGCGAUACCGUCAAGACUUUCCAUGUAGUGCUCCCGAAUGGAACCAUCACAGAAGCCUCACAGGAUCACAACCAAGACCUUUUCUUCGCUCUCAAAGGGGGCCUGAACCGUUUUUGCAUCGUGACCUCUGCCGAGUUCUAUACUCAUCCGCAACCUCCUCUAGUUUGGGGUGGCCUCCGCUUGUAUCCACCUACCAGCGUCCCCGCAGUCUUGAACGCUACCGUGCGCUUUCGGGAGACUGACGAACCCAAAGCUCAGCUCAUCACGACGCUGAAUGGUAAUGCGCUCGGCGCCGGUGCUAUGGGACUGUUCUUCUAUGACGGCCCAGAGAAGCCGGCCAUCUUCGACCUCUUCGACGGCCUCGCCACGAUUCUCGACAACACGGGACAAAAGUCUUUCCCAGACCUUGUCGCCAGUUUCCCGUCCUACCUGGUAGCGAAUGUUAGGGGCACAUUCGCUACUUUCUCGACUUCGGGAGUCGCUGCCAGAUUCCUUGACGCCGUUAGGGCCGAGGCAGAGGCCAUUGGCCAGGUUUCAGCACUACAUAAUGGUACGACGGUCAGCUACGACAUUGAGCCGUUCACGCAGUACGGCCAGCACGCCACGGACAGCGCGUACCCGCACGGUGAUUCCCUCCUUCCGUCUCUCGCGACGUUGAAGCAGGUGGCCAAGGACGAGGGCAUCUACCAGGACUCUUUUGUGGCGUAUCCGAACUACGCGACCGCGGAUACCACCGCGGAGGCGCUGUACGGUGCAGCGAAUGUUAGACGGCUGAGGGCCAUUCGGGACCGGAUUGAUCCGGAUAGGGUCAUGGACCUGGCCGGGGGAUUCAGUCUCUGA
Thermothielavioides terrestris NRRL 8126 is the source of this 1392-nucleotide messenger RNA. RefSeq lists its product as uncharacterized. NCBI's taxonomy places the organism in Eukaryota, Fungi, Ascomycota, Sordariomycetes, Sordariales, Chaetomiaceae. Bases 1 to 1392 code for a protein of 463 amino acids. The record is from RefSeq and is a predicted model, not a curated record. Gene Ontology annotation, molecular function: FAD binding. The transcript has 9 exons.